CUCCUCAUCUGUCUUCUUCUUCCUCCUCCUCUCCUCUGUCCUCUCUUCUUCGAGGCGUCGGAGAUUAGAUUCCCCAAAAAGCUCUCAAAUCCUCUCCUUUAUGGCGUCAUCAGGUGGAAGUCCUCCUAAGCCUUGGGAGCAAGAAGGAAACAACAACACAUCUGGGCCUAAGCCGUUCAGGCCUCCUUCUAAUACGAGCACUGCUGAUUCCGUUGAGGCUUCUGGUACAGCGAAUCCUGGUGAGCUGGUUUCCUCUGUUAACAGGACUAAUACAGCUGCUGCUACGAUGAAUGGAUUGAGUAGGCCUGUGCCAAGUAGGCCUUGGGAGCAGCAACAGAGCUAUGGAAGCACUUAUGGUGGUGGUUAUGGUUCAACUUUAGGUGUGAACUCUGGGUAUGGUUCGGGUACGUAUGGUUCAGGAUUGGGUGGGUAUGGUUCGACAUAUGGGGGUGGAAUGUAUGGUGGAAGUAGCAUGUAUAAUAGAGGAGGUUAUGGUGGUGGUGGUCUAUAUGGGAGUUCUGGUAUGUAUGGUGGUGGUGGUGGGAUGUACGGAAGCAGUUUUGGUGGUGGUUAUGGUAUGGGUAUGGGGACAGGAAUGGGUAUGGGGAUGGGUAUGGGAAUGGGAAUGAGUCCUUACGGUGGUCAAGAUCCUAACGACCCUUUUAAUCAACCUCCUUCUCCACCAGGCUUCUGGAUAUCAUUUCUCCGUGUGAUGCAAGGUGCUGUGAAUUUCUUUGGGCGUGUAGCGAUGCUGAUAGAUCAAAACACACAGGCCUUUCAUAUGUUCAUGUCUGCUCUUCUUCAGCUAUUUGAUCGUGGUGGUAUGUUGUAUGGAGAGUUAGCAAGAUUUGUGUUGCGUAUGCUUGGGGUGAGAACAAAGCCUAGGAAGAUGCAGCAGCCGCCACUAGGACCUAAUGGACUUCCUUUACCUCAUCAGCCACAUGGAAACCAGAACUACAUUGAGGGUCCUAAAGGUGCUGCUGGACCAGGUGGUGGCGGUGGUGGUUGGGAAAAUGUAUGGGGUAACUAAGUUGCUUCUUUCGUUAAAGCCAAAUCCUUCAACGUUGCUCUGGAUACACAAAUGAGAAUCAGUUGGUUAUUAGUGGAAAGAAAACUCUAUACAGCGGCCUCCUACGCAGAUUGGGUUGUACUAAAGCCUUAUGUUUCUUAGUUUACAAAUCGAGUCUCGUCAUCUCUUUUCUCUGUCUCUCUCUCUCUUUCUCAUCUCAGCUUUGUGGUUAUGUGAUAAACAAGUUGCAGAUAUUUAUGUCGAACUUCAAAUAAAAUGGAAAGUGAAGCUGUAAGUGUUUUAAAGACAUAUCUGUUGUGUAUUCAUAUAAUAUUAUUGGAUUAUCUUCCUCUUUUACUGGAUUUGAAACAACAGUGUUGUUGAUCGGUUAAGCGUUCUCAUUUUU
Messenger RNA from Eruca vesicaria subsp. sativa (arugula), 1415 nucleotides. NCBI's taxonomy places the organism in Eukaryota, Viridiplantae, Streptophyta, Magnoliopsida, Brassicales, Brassicaceae. The record is from the annotation of a GenBank genome assembly.